Molecule: messenger RNA, 2557 nt
Organism: Ananas comosus (pineapple)
Lineage: Eukaryota; Viridiplantae; Streptophyta; Magnoliopsida; Poales; Bromeliaceae
Exons: 11
Coding region: 435-2342 (635 amino acids)
Source: RefSeq, a predicted model, not a curated record
UUACCCAUGUCGUUCCCCCUCAUUUUUCCCCCCUUUUUUUUCCUAGGAACCGCCGCCCACCUCCCCUUUCCUCUCAUCCGACUCUUCCUCCUCAACACUUCCUCCUCUUUCCCUCCGCCCUCACCUCCAUCACCCGCGCCACCUCCUCCCACUUGUGCACCGCCGCUUCCAGCUCUGCGCCCGCGGCCUCCAGCUCUGCGGCCUCCAGCUCCACGGCCGUGGCCUCCAGCUCUGCGGCCUCCAGCUCUGCGGCCUCCAGCUGUGCGGCCUCCAGCUCCGCGGCCGUGGCCUCCAGCUCCGCGGCGGCCACUUCCAACUCCGCGCGCCGCCGCCUCCAGCAUCGUAGCCGCCGCCUCCAGCUCCGCACGCCGUCGCCUCGAGCUUGGCGGCCGCCGCCUACAACUCCAAAACCCCUGCUCCUCUAUCGAUCUGAGAUGGACUCUAAGGGUAAAGAGAGAAGUUCAAAAAGACCAUAUUCUGAUCAAAGGGACUAUGAUGAGAUGCUUCUUGGCUCGGACCAUUUUCUACAUGAAUUUUUGCGAAACGAACUUCAUUCUACUAAAUCUCUAGAAGAUCAGCCCGCCUUGUCACUUGAGCAUGCACUUCAUCAUUAUAUGAAUCAUCUAGUUUCUAGCUUGCACCAAGAGCAACGCCCAUCACUUACUUCUGAAAUUCUAGAUAACAAUAUUCCUGUCCAAAUAGGGUCAACACAGAACCAGCAUGAUCUAGCUAAACAAUUACCACGACAACAUCAUGAUGCUCACUCUAUUCCUAUCCUCGAGCAGCCACAUAGUGAUCCAGCUAUAGAUAAACAACCUAUUUUGGGAACCGUUCGGAGUCAACAAAGUGAAGAUCCUCUACAAAAUUCAACAUUUCCUGAAGAUUCUGAAGAUGACAUAGAUUCUGAAGAAGAUGAGGAUAUAAAUCCCGAUUCCAUUGAACUAUCCAAGAGGAAACGAGGGUGUACAAAGUUGCUUAAAAUAUUUAAAAGAGAAUCUCCAAAAUCUGUGAAGUUUAAUAAGUAUGGACAACCUAUUGGAAAAACAGCUACUACUUUAAGCAAUUUCUUGGGUUUGAUAGCAAGAAAUGGACGUGUCACUUCACUCCAAUAUAAGGAUUGGAGGAUGGUACCGGCCACUAUUAAAGAUACAAUAUGGCUGAUUGUGCAGAAAAAAUUCAUCAUUCCAGUCAGUGGAAAAAGAUGGGUUAUGAUGUCUGUAGGAAAAAAAUGGAGAGAGUUCAAAACUAGACUUAAGAAACACAACUAUGACCCGUACAAGACAUAUCAAGAAAGGAUAGCACACCGUGAUGAUCGUGUAGCUCCAAACGAAUGGGAAUAUCUUAUUAAGUAUUGGAGUUCUGAAGUGGGACAGGAGCGUUGUGCCAAAAACAAAACCAGUAGGGCAAAGCAAACAACUACACAUACUUCAGGAACAAAGAGCUUCGCAAGGGUUCGAGCAGAGAUGGCAAAGGAAAAUAAUAAAAUUCUGCCAAAAAGACACGAGGUUUACAUAAGAACGCACACUCACAAAAAUGGUGAGCCUAUGGAUAGUUGCAAAAAAGAAAUAGGUCAAAUUAAUGAAAUUUCUGCUCUUUAUUCUGAUAUUGCGGGAAAAAAAGCUAGUAGGGAUGACCUUUUUGCUAGAAUACUUGGAGAAGAUAAGCGAAAUACAAUUCGCAGUUAUGGCUUGGGUGUUGCUGCCACAAAAGUAUUUGGAUUAGAUCCAACUCGUGCUGAAUGUUUAAGAAUGCUUUCCGAAUCUGAAAAUGAGCAUGAGAAGGAGAGGCAUGAAAUGCAACAACAAUUGGAUAAUAUGAAGCAAAAAUAUGAAGAUAUGCAAAAUGAAGUGGCAAUAUUGAAGGCACAGUUUGAAGUAAUAAGCAAAAGGCCCGAAGGCGUACCUACAUCAAGGAGAAAAGAUAUGCAACAUAAUGAAAUUCUAGAUACUAUACCGGUUGUAAACGCCAAUGUUUGUCCAAAAGAACCAUCAUGGAAUGAAGUAAGCUCUUUACAGUCUAGUUAUGAAAUUCCACAAAAUCAGGAAUCUCGAUCAAGAAUGAAGAAGAUUCGAAUUGCAACAGAUAAUUGGGAUGGAAGUGAAGUAUAUUUGAAGAGUUUAAAGAAGCCCCACAAUAAUGUAGCGCAGGGUACUCUUUUAAGUAAGGACCCAAAAACCAAAGUAGGCGGGGUCGAGUUAGGACCACAGUGCUGGGAAAUUCAAAUUGAUAUACCUAUCAUCCGCGUUGAACCAUUGCUAAGAUCAUAUAAAGGGUAUCGAACCAUCGGAGAUGCCGUAGGAGCAAGUGUGGCCUGGCCAUUUACUUUUAUUAAACGCAAGUAGGAUUGAAGAUAUGCGGUUUCACUAUUCAAGCAUUUUGGAAAUCUUCGCAAUAGAGGAAUAUUAGUUACUAUUUUAAUAUAUUCAUGGUUGUGAUUAUUAAAAGACCAUAUCAACUAUAUUGUAUAUGGAUAUACUUAAUUAUGUCCUUGUGUUAGGUUGUUAACAUUUUGAAGCACUUGUUUGUUAUGUUUAAUAUGUACGUACGUACAUGGAUA